AAUGAGUUUUUGUUGUUUGGCGUCUAUUUUUUAAAAUAUUUUAAUUUGUUGUUUUUAAUAUAUUAUUAAAUAGGAAAAAUGUCCCAUUUUAAAUUUCAAAUUUUACCAAAAGAUGAGUUAAUGCAAAUGCAAGAAAGUGGAAUAUAUCGUGUACGUGAUGUUGCAACGAUAAAAGAUGUUCCAAAUAGAUUGCAGGAUGCUAAAAUUGGAUACAAUUCAGAUGGGCCGGAUUAUAUAUUGGAAAAUUUUGAUACAUAUUUUGCAAUAUUGGUUCAUGGUAAAAAAUUAGAAAAACAUAUCAUUGAUAAAGGGUUUGAACAAAUAUUAAGAUCAUUUAAACAGUUUGUACAGAAUUUAAAAAUUAUUUUGGAUGAAGAGGAUGAAAUGAAUGAAGAACAACUAAUCAAACUGUGUAAUGUUUUACAAAUGACUAUAUAUAUUUUGUCUGGAUUUAUAACCGUAUACGAUUCAAUUUACAGUAAUAAAAAUGACGAUAAUAGUGUAUUUGAAAAAAAAAAGCGUGUUAAAAAAACUAGAGAUGAUAAUUGGACUGAAGAAAAACAUGAAACAUUAGUUCAUAUUUACAAUUGCAUUCAAUUACCAAUUAAUAAAUUAUGGGAUCCACCAAUUCCAGAAUCAGAGUUUACAAACUUGAUAUCAAACACAUGUUACAAAGUAUUAGAAGAUCCUAUGGUCAAAAAUUGUAAACCUUUAAUAGAAACUGUAUUUCAAAUGUUGGGAACUUUGAUUAAAGAAUAUAAUCAUGGUUUGGAUUAUCCAUCGCGUCUUGUUAAGUUAAUUCAAAAUCAUGAACAUUCAAUUUCACCAAUUAGCGUUGGAGUUCUUAUGCUGGUUAGAGAUUAUGGAUGCAAAAGUUUAAUCAAUCGUUUGAUACGUGAAAUAGUUGAUUGGCAAGUGAAUGACAGUGUAAAUUUAACAGCGGCUGAAUUAAAACAGUGUUCAGCGUUUUUAGUUGAACUUGCUGCUUUGCUACCAGAAAAAAUUGUACCUGAAAUAAUGUUUCUUGGAGAUCAACUAGAUAAUGAUUCGUAUCAGUUUCGGAUGACAAUUCUAAGUAUAUUAACCGAAGUAAUUACAGUUCUCAGUGGGGAAGGUUUAAGUGAUGAUGCCAAAGAUCAGCGAGAUCAUCUUCUGGAACUUUUAGAAGAACAUUUCUAUGAUGUAAAUUCAUUUGUGCGUUCGAAGGUGUUACAACUUUGGGGUAAAUUACAACAAGAACAAGCUAUUCCAUUAUCUCGUCAACAAAUUAUUUUAGUAAAAGUGAUUGAACGGUUGCAAGAUAAAACAUCGAAUGUGCGAAAACAAGCCAUUGCCACUGUCAAGAUAUUUUUGGAAUGUAAUCCUUUUGCAUCUUCGUUAAACAUGGAAGAACUUAAACAAAAAUUAACAGAUGAAACUGAGAAAUUGAAUGAAAUAAAACAAAAAUUGAAUGAUUGCGAUCCAUCAAUGGAAAAAAAACAACAUUGGGUUGAAAUUCAUAAGGAAUUAAGAGAUUUUCUGCAGAAAAAAUUAGAAGAAGAAUCUGAAGAAUCCGAUGAUUCCGUUGACGCAACUCAAUCGCGAUUCGAACUUAAAGAAGCCAUAGAACAAAUUGAAGGGUUGUUAUUUCAACGUAAAUAUGAAGAAGCGUAUACUAUUGUAAGCUUGGCAGCCCAACGAACUAACUAUGUUAAUACUCAGAGGAAAGAUAUGGAAAUAGACGAUCAAAUUGAUUUAUUAUUAUUAGUUUUCCAUAAUUUAUUUGUGGAAGCUGGUGUUAUGAAUCCACCUAGUGUUACUGCUGAACAAUUACGUGAAUUAAAAGAACUACAAGAGAAACAAGAAUCAAUUGUUUCAUUUUUUAAUGCUAGUUUAGAUUUUACAAAACUAUUCGCGGAAGCUGUAUCAAUCAUUAAAAAAUUAAUUCGAUCGAAAGUAAUUGGUGAAUGCAUUGAAGCAAUUGAUUUUUUUACAACCGCUAGAAAUUUCUCGUUAAAAGAUAAUCUUCAUGGUGUAUUAGAAAUGUUAUCAUUGGUUUAUCUAAAGGAACAAGAUCGUAAAGAGGCUGUGGUUAAAGCGUUUCGUGUAAUGUUUUUAUCAACUUCAGCAAAAUCUGAUAGAGGUCAUUCGCUGCAAAUUGUAAAAAACCUAACAAUACUCCUACAAAAUAUCCAGAAAGAACAUUAUUUUGCUCUUAAACUAAUUAUUAUCGAUUGGGUAAAACAAGGAGAUAUCAGAAACGAAGAGAUAAAAUUAUUAUGGGAACGUUUUACAUUAAAACAGCCAGAUACGUCCGAAAAUGAUAGCCGGGCUGCUUUGUUGCUGUUGGAUAUUGUGGCUGAGGCUAAACCUGAAAUUGUAACAGUCAAUUUAAAUGUCUUAACUACGGUUCUGCAAGAUCGUGGAUUGGAAGAUUUUCGUAUAGCACAAACAGUCGCAUCAAUGUUAGCCAAAUUAGGGAAAACAGUACAUGCUCCACGUGACAAUAAACCAGGAUUUCGAUACAAUCGUGAAAAGGAUGAAAUUGUACAAAUUUUUGAACGUAUUUUAAGGGAAGGAUGGAAAAUCAACGAUUGUAAUUAUUUAGCCAUGUCUGUAAAAAUUAUUGAUUUCUUUUAUGAGUCGUGUGAUCACCCGGAUAAUAUCUGCGAAGAUUUGUUAAAAUAUUUCUAUACAGAGUUGUAUGAUUCACAAGAAGCAGCCAAUAAUAAUGCAGUGCCAGCUCAUAUGAUGUUAAAAUUUGUAACAUUUUUGGGUCAUGUUGGUUUACGACAACUUGUAUUUUUGGAUGUUACCAUUUAUAAAGAACUAAAACGACGUAAUUUAGUUCGCGAUCAAAAUGAUCAGACAAAAAAGGCUAAAGAUGCAAAAAAUGAGGCAAAAAAGAAAAGAAAUCGAACUACGGAUGUGUCAUUAUCGGCAUCAGUACAACCAAAUGAUACAGGUGUUAGCACACACAGUGCAUCAAUUAGUCGUAAACAACAGGCUGCAAUUGAUGAAGAACAAAUGGCUGUUGAAGGUGCUGUAGCAGAUGAUGCCGACGCUGAAUAUAUAUUUAAUGUACUUGAGAACGUAAUAUUAUCAGAAGAUUCCCUACUUGGUAAAUUAACGCAUUUUCUUGUGCAACUGUGUCAGAAUCCAAGCAAAUGUUCCGAUCAACAAGUAAUGACCGCAUCCGUACAAGCGUUGACCAAAAUGUUAACAAUCUCACAAUCUUUUGCUGAACAACAUAUACAGCUUGCAUUUACAAUCUUAGGCACAAGUAAAAAUGAUUCUAUACGUAGUAAUGUCAUAUUAGCCUUAGCCGAUUUAACAAAACGUUUUCCAAAUUUACUUGAACCAUGGACACCGUACUUGUACAAAAGCUUACGUGAUGGAUCAGUGAGAGUGCGUGAAACAGCCUUAAUGAUAUUAUCACAUUUGAUUGAUCACGAUAUGGUUCGUGUCAAAGGACAAAUUAGUGAAAUGGCAUUGUGUGUUGUUGAUAAAGAACCACUCAUUCAAAAGAAUGCUAAAGUAUUUUUCCGACAACUUGCGCAAAAAGGAAAUGCUUUAUACAACGUUUUGCCCGAUAUCAUUAGUAAAUUAUGUGAUGCAUCCGCUGAAGUAUCAGAAAAUGAUUUCAAAACUAUUUUAAAGCAUCUUUUAGAUUUAAUUCAAAAAGAUAAAUUAAUGGAAUCGUUGGUAGCAAAAUUAUGUGUACGAUUUAGGGUAUCGACAAUGUCAGUACGACAGUGGUAUGAUUUAGCGUAUUGUUUAAGCAUCAUGAAUUAUAAUGAUAAGGCGCUACGGCUGUUAAUUGAAAAUGUUCCAACAUUUAAAGAAAAGUUACAUGAUCAAAAAGUUUAUAAUUAUUUUAAACAUAUUGUGAGCGUUGCAGCCAAAAGUCCGAAAGCUGAGAUUAAGGAAUUAUCAGCGCAAUUAAAUGAAAAAAUUGAGAAUUGUGUAAAAUUAGAUGGUCAACCACAAAAUAAUGAGAAUUCAGAAGAAAAUGGCGAUGAAGAUGCUCCUAUAAAUGUUUCAAAAGCUCCAAAAAGUACUAAAAAACCUAAAAAGAAAACUACCAAAAAGAAAGAUACAAGUGAUGAAGAAAGCGAUGAUAAUGCGGCUGGUCCAUCACAAGCUAGCUCGUCUGCAAGAUCGUAUACUAGGCCGAAAAGAAGAUCUGCUAGAACAAAUGCUUCUACGCAUAUUUCAAAAAUAUUUGAAGAAGACAGUGAUUCCAGUAGUAAUGACAUUCCCAGUGUAAAGGCAUCAAAUCAGAAAAAAAGUACAAGAGGUUCGUCUAAAAAUGCAGGAGACUCAGAUGAUUUUGCGACUCUUUCGAAUGCUUCAGAUGGUGAUUCUGGUGUCAAAUCCUUAAGAAAGUCUAGAAACAGAAAAAAACAGAAAAAAAAUUAACAGAUUUUUAGAUAUU
Molecule: messenger RNA, 4417 nt
Organism: Chrysoperla carnea
Lineage: Eukaryota; Metazoa; Arthropoda; Insecta; Neuroptera; Chrysopidae
Gene: Cap-D2
Product: condensin complex subunit 1
Exons: 19
Coding region: 79-4401 (1440 amino acids)
Biological process (GO): mitotic chromosome condensation; meiotic chromosome condensation; mitotic cell cycle
Cellular component (GO): condensed chromosome, centromeric region; nucleus
Molecular function (GO): histone binding
Source: RefSeq, a predicted model, not a curated record